This is a messenger RNA of Aedes albopictus (Asian tiger mosquito), 769 nucleotides long. RefSeq names its product large ribosomal subunit protein bL17m (gene mRpL17). Gene Ontology annotation, cellular component: ribosome; mitochondrial large ribosomal subunit. The coding region runs from base 136 to 720 and encodes 194 amino acids. The transcript has a single exon. Lineage: Eukaryota; Metazoa; Arthropoda; Insecta; Diptera; Culicidae. Gene Ontology annotation, molecular function: structural constituent of ribosome. The record is from RefSeq and is a predicted model, not a curated record. Gene Ontology annotation, biological process: translation.
CACCUUUUCUUUCUCCGCAGUUGUCCAGAAAAAUGUGUUUUGAUUGAAUAAUCACCGGUUUCUAGCAGAAAAAAAUUUUCAAACUACUUUAAAAUACUAGUGAAAUAAUAAACUUCGUCAACCCACCAAGUGAAAAUGAACCAAGCCGAAGUGGCUAAACUGAUGUCGCAGCUGAAAAUAGCCGUCCGGCCGCGCCAUCGCAAUCUGAAAAACAUCGACGGGCCGGAGGGUCGGCUGGACAAGUUGCGCAAAACCGUCACGGCACUGAUCAAACACGAGCGAAUCGAGCUGAACUACCAGCGGGCAGAUGAGGCUCGUGCUUACGCCGAACGACUCAUUUCCGAUGCCAUCCGGUACGGGGACCGGCACCAGCCGACGAUGGAGAUGGCCGACUACUGGCUGACGGAGAAACAGCUGGUGCACAAACUGUUCAAGGUGCUGGCGCCGCGCUUCGAGGAGUACAAAGUGUCCGCCACGAGAAUGUACAAAGCACCGAAGGAGUACCCCGGAUGGUACCGGAAGCGAGCGGUGCUGGAGCUGCGGGGUAACCCGUACCCGGCGUUGGUUCCGAAUUUGCACCAGAACCGAAGCCUGCUGCACAACGUACUGCUGGACGAGGCUCGGAAGGAUUUCCGGAAGGAAAAAUAUGCCGAAAUCGCUGCCCAGAUAGGUGAGCAAGCCAAACAAACUACCAGUGAAAGUGAGGGUGGAAAGAAGUGAGUCGGGAAAGGAGCGGAAUAAAAAAUAGAGCUAAUACGAAUGCAGGAAA